Brassica oleracea var. oleracea is the source of this 1365-nucleotide messenger RNA. RefSeq lists its product as uncharacterized. The transcript is spliced from 2 exons. Lineage: Eukaryota; Viridiplantae; Streptophyta; Magnoliopsida; Brassicales; Brassicaceae. Bases 1 to 1365 code for a protein of 454 amino acids. The record is from RefSeq and is a predicted model, not a curated record.
AUGUAUGUUGCAAUGGAUAGAGCCAUGAUGGCUCUCACGCUAGAUGAAAAAGAUGUUCCGUUCAGAAUGCCGGAGGUGCCUGGGGAAGGAAAAGUAAGGGGAAUAGCCUUAUCCCAAGAAAGAUUUCAGUUCAUCUUCCAGUCGGAGCAUGACUUGAUUGAUGUUUUGGAGAAAGGAGUUCAAACUUUCAACGAAUGGGCGAUGGUUCUUGAGAGAUGGGUGGAGAACCCUCCUGAAGAUUACCUGCAAUACAUCCCUUUGUGGGUCCGUAUCAGCCACAUUACGAUUAACUACUACACCAUACCCGCGGUGUCAGCCCUUGGAGAUAUUGUAGGGAAAGUUAAGGUGGUUGCGUUUGAUCCUUCUCAACCAGUAACACAACCGUAUAUCAGGGUUCAUGUUAUUUUCAAUGUGGCGCACCCUCUGAGGAUGUCAAAACUGAUUGACUUGGGCGAAGGAAAAUCUGCGACAAUACACUUUAACUACGAAAAUAUCCAGAAAAGGUGCUUCACUUGCCAAAGGCUCAAUCAUGAGAAAAGAAUCUGUCCUUUAGAGGUCAGACAGAGACAGGAAGAAGCCCAGCUAAGAAGAAACCGUAUCAUUGCAGAGAAAAAAAGGAUGGACCCUGUCUUGGCUCCAGAUGAUCCUCUAAGGGGUGUGUUAGAAGAGUCUCAAGUUGGUGUAAACCCCUUAACUGGGAGACCGAAGAUUGCCAUUGUGGUUCUUGAAGAGAUGAGGAAGUACAUUGUCUCAAAUACUGGUGAAGAUAUCGCCUUAAAGAUUGAAAAGAUCAAGAAAACAGUCUGUGAAGCGGAGGCUGAUCCGAUCACCCAAAAGACAGUUUUGAGUCUGGAGCCAUUGCCGGUAGUCACUGUUGAUCUCAACAGAGGAAAGGGUCUUGUGUUUGACUAUGGAGAAAGAGAGUUGGACCGCAGAAACCUUGACUUGAAUGUCAACCCGGAGAAGCUCUUAUCAGCAUCUAUGAGGGCAAUGAGAUAUGAAAAUGUCUCCAAUGUGAUGGCGAUCCGAAACUCUGAAACAAGUAGAAGAGAUGUGAAUCAGCCUUCUGGUUCGCUUGCUAUCGGUUCAACGGUUUUCAAACCUGGUUCAUCUGAACCUUUUAAAUUCGGGACAGUUAGUAGGCGAACAGUGGCUAGAAAGAGACCGUCUAGAGCUCAACGGAAUUCAAACCAAAAUGCUCUGGUGAUUGCUACAAAGUUCCAAGAAGGCACUAGAAGGGAAGGAAAACAGGAGAUGGGUUCGAAGAAGAGAAAGAAAGACCUGCAGGAGGGAGAAGACGUCUCUACCAACAAGGCGCAAUGCCUGAAGGUGGUCCCAAAGGGGGGACUGCCGAACCCCCAAUGA